This is a messenger RNA of Aspergillus mulundensis, 1002 nucleotides long. Its product is annotated as deoxycytidine monophosphate deaminase. Gene Ontology annotation, molecular function: zinc ion binding; hydrolase activity. The record is from RefSeq and is a predicted model, not a curated record. NCBI's taxonomy places the organism in Eukaryota, Fungi, Ascomycota, Eurotiomycetes, Eurotiales, Aspergillaceae. Bases 1 to 1002 code for a protein of 333 amino acids. The transcript is spliced from 7 exons.
AUGCUAAUUGGUUUAUGUGGAGGGAUCUGUUCGGGGAAGCAUGCUGUGGCAGAUUAUUUAAUUCAACACCAAAAUUUCCGGCGCCUUGAAGUGAAGAACAGCGCCCUCCCUGAGGCUAUUGACGACCCUAGGCUGCAAGCCCCCGACUCAAGUAACAAUGCAAACGGCGAGGCCUCAUCUAUAGAAUUUGAGACCUUUGGUUCGUUGCUCGAUUUCGCAACCAAGAGAUGGCAAGAACCCUGGGUUACCACACAUAUUGGGAACGCCUCAACGAUAGAUCGUUUCCUGCAACGCCCGUUCUUUCUUCUUGUCAGUGUUGAUGCUCCGAUCAGUCUGCGGUGGAAGCGCUUCGCGAACAGGUGUCGGAGUAGACGGCUUGACCCUCCUAAUCUUGAAGAGUUCGUUCUUUGGAAUGAUAAGCAGCUCUAUGAGAAGGAUGUUGGCCGUGCUUUUAUAACUGACCGAGCACAAGUCCGCCUCUUUAAUUCAUCUUCCUCUUUGGAAGAACUGUAUGCCGCUCUUAAGACGCUAAACUUGGCUGACGAACAACGUCUGCGACCCAAUUGGGACCAGUAUUUCAUGGAACUAGCAUCUCUCGCCGCACAGAGAAGCAACUGCAUGAAGAGACGAGUAGGCUGUGUCCUUGUUCGAGAACGCCGCGUAAUUAGUACCGGCUACAACGGAACUCCAAGGCACCUCACAAAUUGCAACGAAGGCGGAUGCCCAAGGUGUAAUCGUGGCGAAGGCGGAGGGGUUGGCUUGUCCACAUGCCUCUGUCUCCACGCUGAAGAAAAUGCUUUAUUAGAGGCUGGAAGAGAACGCAUAAGAGAGAACGCAAUAUUAUAUUGCGACACGUGUCCCUGCUUGACCUGUACUGUGAAAAUUGCACAGGUCGGGAUUUCAGAAGUGGUAUACUCACAGGGUUACAAUAUGGACAGCGAUCAAUCCUUAGAGCAGCUGGAAUACGCCUUCGCCAAUUUUCUCCGCCUCGAAAUGGUUUAA